Messenger RNA from Sesamum indicum (sesame), 1648 nucleotides. Its product is annotated as double-stranded RNA-binding protein 1. Gene Ontology annotation, cellular component: nucleus. Lineage: Eukaryota; Viridiplantae; Streptophyta; Magnoliopsida; Lamiales; Pedaliaceae. The record is from RefSeq and is a predicted model, not a curated record. Gene Ontology annotation, molecular function: double-stranded RNA binding; ribonuclease III activity. Gene Ontology annotation, biological process: RNA processing; regulation of gene expression.
UCUGUUUGUUCACUGCCAUUGCAAUUCUGCUCAGUAUUAAUUAAUGGCGGAAGGGUAGAGUAGGCCGUAUGCCCUUUUCCUCUCCUCUUACUCCAAAACCUCUGCUCCCGGCGGGGCAGAAGUCCAACUAUCACUUGUCAAUCCUCUCUUGCUAUCUGAUUAAAUAGUGGAGUGGAAAAAGAGACAGGAUACGCUGAAAAUAUUCCAGAUGGAAGCCGGUCAGGUUGUAAUUGAUGGUAGUGUUGAAAAUGAGAUAUCUUAUAUGCCAGCAAACCCUGCCAGUCCUCCUGCCCAAGCAGAGCAUUUUGGUAGUCCUAGAUUCGACCCCACGUCAGCAUCAGCUGAAAAGAAGAGGAAGGUCAUGGCUAACAAUCAGGAUUCGCAAGAGAAAAAUACACCUCCAAGUGUCUCGAACUGUUAUGUUUUCAAGAGUCGAUUGCAAGAGUAUUGUCAAAAGGCAGGACUGACAACUCCAGUUUAUGAAACUAUCAAGGAAGGGCCUUCUCAUGAGCCUUCCUUUAGAUCAACUGUAAUUGUAAACAAUGUCAGAUAUGAUUCUCUACCAGGAUUUUUCAAUCGCAAGGCAGCAGAGCAAUCAGCUGCCGAAGUUGCUCUCGUAGAACUCGCCAACUCUGUUGAUAUGAAAUUUGGGAUCUCUCAACCUGUUCAUGAAACGGGCUUGUGCAAAAACUUGCUGCAAGAAUAUGCCCAAAAGAUGAACUACGCCAUUCCCUUGUAUGAGUGCCAUAAGGAAGAGAAACAAGGCAGAAUGCCCAUGUAUUCUUGCGUGGUUGAAAUUGGGGGUAUCAAGUAUGUUGGAGCUGCAGCAAGCACAAAGAAAGAGGCUGAGAUCAAAGCUGCCAGGACUGCCUUGUUAGCCAUUCAAUCUGCUGCGUCAGUCUCUCAGGAUCAAACUGGCACCUCCGUUUACACUGUUAUUCCACAGAAGAAGAAGGUAUCUGAUCUUGGAAUCAGCACUCAGGAGACAGCAGCAGCCCUCAAACCAAAGAAAUGUCGUUUCAAGAACCAGCCGCGGAAGAAGAGGCAUGUGAAAAAGGGAAACUCCUUUCAAGGUACGAGUUCUUUGGAGGUCAACACAAAUGGUCAGGCUGGAGAGGGGCUGGUUGUAACAGAUUCCAUGAGCUCGCCGAAUAACAUGGCUGGUGGUUUUGAGGUCAAUAUCGCCGAACGGGCAGGAGUAGAAGUGAAUGCAACUGAUGCCAUCGGCUCCCAAGUUAAGACAAUGGGUGGUUCAGAUAUCCGUAACAACAGCCAGAGUGUAACCAAUAUUGCCAGCUCCCAAGGAACAGAUGCUGGACUUGGUCAUGGAAACGAGAACGAAAAACUAUAAUACAGGAUUUAGUGAUUGAAUUCUAGAAAAUACUAUACUUGCAUGUUGAUGAAUAUUGUAAGGAUGGGGGAUCUACGGCAGUGGAUGCCAAUGACUAUGAUACAAAAAGCUUCUAACCAAAUGUAUCCUUACCCCCAUGAGUGUUGUGGAUGGUUGAAUUGUUUUAGUUGUAGGAGAUCUUGACUAGGAAAUUUGUUGCGAUGUUUGGAUGAUGAUUGUAUUGGUUGAGAUUGGGUAUUGGGGCUUAAUUUCAUGUGGAUGGUUAUGUUAUGUAUCCUUGCGUCAAACACAUGAGAA